Messenger RNA from Cyclospora cayetanensis, 1011 nucleotides. Its product is annotated as alkaline elastase YaB. The record is from RefSeq and is a predicted model, not a curated record. NCBI's taxonomy places the organism in Eukaryota, Apicomplexa, Conoidasida, Eucoccidiorida, Eimeriidae. Bases 1 to 1011 code for a protein of 336 amino acids. Gene Ontology annotation, biological process: proteolysis. Gene Ontology annotation, molecular function: serine-type endopeptidase activity. The transcript has 6 exons.
AUGCAGCUUCCUGCCAUGCAGAAAAAUUCUUCGGCUGCACACUUGUCACCUUUUCUCUGCGCAGAAACGAACACCUCUGAUCUGCCUCAUAGCGAAAGCACGCGCUCCUCCGAGCAGCAGUGGGGAGUUUCUGCCGUUCACUGCCCUCAAGUGUUCGCCCAGGGGGAGGAAGGGCAUAAGGAUGUCUUGGUUGCGGUAGUGGACACUGGCAUUGCGCCUCACAAAGAUCUGAGGGGCACUGUCAUCUACGAGGAUUCUGUUGCCGAGGCUGGUGCUUCAUCUGCUGCCGCAAUGGAGGCUGCUGCUUCUGGUGAUGGGGGGGUCAGAGGGUCUACUGCAGCCGCCGUUCGAGCACUUGACAUGGCUAUCGCUCGAAAGGCGCACAUUGUAAACAACAGCUGGGGAAGUUCGUUUGCCAGUCAGGCUAUUCAAAGAGCACUUCAAUUCGCAGCCAAGGCUCGCAAAGGCCAUGGCAUGCUUAUUGUAAAUGGUGCUGGCAAUCAAGGACUGGAUCUGCAAGAGCAAAAUCAGUUUCCAGCGUCCUUCAACAUUCCCAACACAGCCAACGUCGCUGCCAUGGCCACAGCCAAUGCGCUCUCCUCGUACACCAAUCACGGGAGGCAAGCGAUUCAUCUUGGUGCACCUGGAAAUCGCAUCCUCUCCACUGCUCCCGGUGACGGCUAUGAAUAUGAGUCCGGCACUUCGGCUGCUGCGGCUUUUGUAGCUGGCGUUGCCGCGCUAGUAUAUGGAGUGUUCGCCUCUGCAAAAUCUGAAACGUCAGCAGCAGAAGUUUUAGAGAUACUGCGCGUUUCCUCAACUCCCGUCCAGAGCCUCAGCACCGCGACGCUCUGGGGAGCGAUAGUUAACGCAGAAGCUGCUGUUUCGGUGGCACGACUAGGAGGCAUGUGGUUGCAGAUUAAGUGCACAGACCAUAGCUUCCAGUUACAGCCUGGGGAGUCCAAGGUCGCUCGCAUUUACAUGCGCCCCUUCUUACCGGGCGAAUAUAGGUAG